Messenger RNA from Cuscuta campestris, 752 nucleotides. NCBI's taxonomy places the organism in Eukaryota, Viridiplantae, Streptophyta, Magnoliopsida, Solanales, Convolvulaceae. The record is from the annotation of a GenBank genome assembly.
CCCAAAAGAUAGUCAGUAACAGUAUCUCUGUUUCUAUUAUUGUUUCAUGGCAAGACUAUAUAUGUGGUUUGAUAAAUAGUGUGUAAUUGUGUAAUGGACAUUUGGUCUCUAAUAUGUAUUUUAAAUAUAAGCUUGAGGUAUACGUGCAGGUUCUCUUAAACAAAAGAGUUUUAAUCGGCUUUCUUCUUGGAGUCUAAAGGAGGUGACAUAAAAAGGAAGUAGGGUAUUGUGUUAACAAGGUCAUGAGGAUGAAAAUUCAAUGCUGUACACAAAUCUUUUUCUAUGUUUCUUCAUUGGAUGAAGUUGAAGUUGUAGAAACAAGUGUAUUUGGUGGUAAAAAACUAGUAUGUGUGUAUUGGAAUUGGAGAGAUUUCACCCUAUCUCCGCCGGGAUGGAUUUCAGAUGUCUUCCUUCUUGCCGCAGCUCCUUGUCCCAGACUGGCAUACUGUGAAGCUGAGAUUGCACUAAAUUAGCACAUCUGCUUGCAGCCAUGAGGCCAUUGUAACACACCAGAUUAUUGAAUUAAAAAGCCUUUGUUUUACUCUUUGAGUAAUUCAUUAAAAUAGUGUGAUGCUAUUUUAACCAAAUUUCCUAAUGAAAUAUCUCUAAAGUUGGCUACUUUUGAGUGCGUGUUAGGAGUCUAAUUUUAUACAUUAGUAGUGAUUAUUAAUGUGUAAAAGAAGAUAAAAGCCCCAAGUUAAGAUAAGAGUGUGUCAUAUCUCUUAACACCAACUUGGUUUAUCCCUUCACUU